This is a messenger RNA of Microplitis demolitor, 990 nucleotides long. It is a transcript of the gene eIF3f1, whose product is annotated as eukaryotic translation initiation factor 3 subunit F. Gene Ontology annotation, cellular component: eukaryotic translation initiation factor 3 complex, eIF3m. The record is from RefSeq and is a predicted model, not a curated record. Gene Ontology annotation, biological process: translational initiation. Bases 61 to 909 code for a protein of 282 amino acids. NCBI's taxonomy places the organism in Eukaryota, Metazoa, Arthropoda, Insecta, Hymenoptera, Braconidae. Gene Ontology annotation, molecular function: translation initiation factor activity; translation initiation factor binding; metallopeptidase activity. The transcript has 3 exons.
GAGAGCCUUCGGUUCAAAGACAGCGGACCCGGAGCCAGACGUCAGACAGUCGGUCAUAAAAUGGCGCUCGAUCUUGUUGUCAGAGUCCACCCAGUGGUUUUAUUUCAAAUAGUUGAUGCAUUUGAAAGGCGUAAUUCUGAUUCGCAUCGUGUUAUUGGAACUUUACUUGGUACGGUAGAAAAAGGAGUUGUCGAGGUUACAAACUGCUUCUGUGUACCACACAAGGAAUCAGAUGAUCAAGUAGAAGCUGAAUUGAGUUAUGCGAUGGAUCUCUAUGAUUUAAAUCAUCGAGUUAAUGCACAAGAAAAUAUUGUCGGUUGGUGGGCUACAGGAAAAGAAGUCACUACACAUUCAUCGGUUAUUCAUGAGUAUUACGCACGUGAAUGUAAUAAUCCAGUGCAUUUAACUGUUGAUACUACGCUGGUAAAUACAACGCGUAUGGGAAUAAAAGCUUAUGUUUGUGUACAACUUGGAGUACCUAAUGGUAAACAAGGAUGUAUGUUUACUCCUACUAAAGUCGAGAUCACGUGUUACGAGCCAGAAAUUGUUGGACUCCAACUAUGCCAGAAGACCCAAAAAGCUCCAUCUGGACAAACUAAACUGGGAGGUGGAGUAGAGCCGAUGAUGGAUCUCGCACAGAUUGCUGAAGCCAGCUCAAAACUAUCGACAAUGUUGGAGCAAGUUCUUACUUAUGUCGAUAAUGUACUUGAUGGCAAGCAGCCACCAGACAACCAAGUUGGUCGUGCGCUUCUUGAUAUGGUUAACUCUGUUCCCAAGAUGACCAGCGAUCAAUUCGACGAGAUGUUCAACAGCAACGUCAAGGAUCUUCUGAUGGUUGUUGCUUUAUCUCAAUUAAUUAAAACCCAACUUCAGCUCAAUGAGAAGCUUACACUUUUAACUACUUUGUAAAUUAAUAUUCUGUAUAUUCAUUAAUUAACAAUAUUUCCAAUUGAUGAUAGAAUAAUAAAAAAGUUCAGUUUUUUAAAUUAA